Molecule: messenger RNA, 985 nt
Organism: Suillus subaureus
Lineage: Eukaryota; Fungi; Basidiomycota; Agaricomycetes; Boletales; Suillaceae
Exons: 12
Coding region: 271-948 (225 amino acids)
Source: RefSeq, a predicted model, not a curated record
GCUGUACAGUAUGAUACCAAUAUAAAACCGUUCCUGUCAACCCCAAGUCUCAACACCCCUUCCUCUUGUGAUAACGCCUUUGUAAUGUAUACUAUUGACUUGGACGAGCAUAUCGACCCUCCCAGAAGAAAUCGCGUUUAUUUGGUGUCGUCCGAAAGCACUGUCUGCAAUGUUAUUUCUCGUUAAUCGUUACGUCGCUCUGCUCGGCAAUAUCUUUGGCCUGCUUAGCGAUUUUCUGCCCAUUUCAAAUGAGGUUCUACAGUGUUGUGCAUGUUACUGAACUGGCAUGCUUACACUUUAUCUUCGCAGAGCUGUUCGAAAUACGUGGUAGCCCGACAAGUGUUACUUUUUUCCCAACAAAUCUUCAUUUGCCUCAUAUUGUCUCUUCGCACUUAUGCUCUCUACGGAUGUAGCAAGCGCCUGCUAAAAUGGAUGGUAAUCAUUGGCCUUGUUCUUGCGGCAGGAGGGUUGGCGGGAACUUUUGGGCAUGAUUCAGACGGUGCGACCGGCAGCGACUGCUAUGAAAUAUACACAACAGCGACAUCUAUCCGUCAUGGGAUGGCAUGGGUAGCAAUGCUUAUCUAUGAAUUGUUCAUCUUCGUCCUCACAGUCAUCAAGACUUGCAAGACUAGGGGAUUGCCGCGGUUCUCCCUAAUAUCCAGGAAAGAUAUCCUUGAUGUCAUAUUCCACGAUGGUGUGAUGUACUUCGCAGGGAUGUCAUUGGUCAAUUUACCCAACAUUCUGACGUACUUCUGUGGUUCAGAUAUCACCAGAGGCAGCCUGAGCACAUUCACUAGUUGCAUAUCUGUCACUCUCAUCUCUCGCCUGAUGCUUAACCUGCACGAAUCUAUCGACACUGGCAUCUUCUCUACCCCCGCCGGGACUAGCCUCGAUAUCCUUACCACUAGGGUUGACGUACAGACUGCGGUUUCCUCUCACCAUUGGUAGGCUGGUAUUGGAUCCUGCUUUUGGAUGCAGGCUAAGU